GAAAAGUCUCUUCUAAAAACCCACCCAGUUCUGCUUUUAUCGCAUUUUCAUAGAGUUUUCACAUUUCUCACCUCCACCAACAAUGAGGCUGCAUGUAACACUGGCACUUCUCGGUGUGCUUUUCCCUAAAGCGCUGGCACUGAAGUGUUACCAGUGCAUACCAGAGCUGUACAAAACCUGCAAAGAGACGCAGGCCGACUGUCCGGAUCAGUGUGCCAGCAAAACCAUCUUCAUGAACACUGACGGUGACAAACAGGAGAUCAAUACGAAGAACUGCGCAAAAGCAAAGGAGUGUGUCAGUGGGAGCCUAAACCUGGGGUUUAUAAAAAUGACUGUCAACUCAAAAUGCUGCAACUCUGAGCUCUGCAACAGCCAGAAAGUGCCAGUUUUGCCACAGGGCCGUCCAAAUGGCUUGAAGUGUUACACCUGUACUGAUAAAGACUGUUCACAGACCGUGAACUGUGAGGGAGAUCAAGAUCGUUGCAUCACUUCCACAGUCAACUCUAGUGGUGUUCAGCUGACUAUGAAAGGAUGUGGGAACAAAGAUCUUUGUAGAGGGGACGCAUUCAGCUCUGAGGAAGCUGGACUCGUUGGGGACAUGAGCUGCUGUGAGGGGAACUUUUGUAACAGUGCAAAUGUUAAGCUGAGUCAUCUCAUCAUGUUGGGGCCUCUGCUCUCCCCCAUCCUCUUCCUCUGAACUCUCCACUGCUCCUUUUUUCACAUUUUUCUAAUCUAUCUUUUAAGACCAGCUGUGCUGUGUAUUUGUAACCCAAAUAAACUGAAUAAACAGUGUGGAAACUAUUAA
Molecule: messenger RNA, 805 nt
Organism: Pygocentrus nattereri (red-bellied piranha)
Lineage: Eukaryota; Metazoa; Chordata; Actinopteri; Characiformes; Serrasalmidae
Product: urokinase plasminogen activator surface receptor-like
Source: RefSeq, a predicted model, not a curated record